UCAAAAACAAAUAACUGUGUAUUGUAUCCAAGUAACGAACUGGCCCACGAACCUGUGUAGUGUUAUUCCGUUAGAAUCAUUGAUAAUUUGUCACGUAUGACUAGCACAUAGAAUAUGUUACUGACGGUGACUUGGGUCGUCUUAUCUUAUCGACUGUUUAUAUUAUAAGGAGAAAAAACGUUUUUAUCAAACGUAAAGUGAAUUCUUCAUCUUGUGUCGUUUUAAUCAGACUCAAUGACAAAAUAACUACACGUACUUUUUCAACAGCGUGUGUUUUAGUAUUAAAGUGAAUAACAGGACAUGUUAGAAGGAAAGAAUAUGACAGAAUUAUUUUUAUCUUUCCGUUUUUUUUUACUUCUUUCUUCCUCGCUGAUUGUGCACGUGCAUCAUCAAACAGGAAGUUUAGUAAUAUUACGUAGUUCUGAUAAACGUUACCUUGUUUUUAAACAACGUUUGUUACAUUUACCGACAACAAGUUUGAAUGAAACAACAGUCUGAUCUUCAGAAGAUCCCAUUUCUGUCUAACAAUGUUUCUCGUCUGGUUUCUCGUUCUUCCGUUUGUUUGUUUAUCUAGUGUCAAGGUGAAAGUUUCUGAAAACCAGUGCCCUCAGCUGAAGAACUGUACAUGUCAGUACCAAGGUCAGUUUUUAACUGUUAAUUGUACUGGCAUAUCUGACACGUCACAGUUGACUAGUGUGCUACACGAAGACCUGAAAAAACAAACGUUUAACGAUGUUUACAUCAACUGGUCUAAUAUAUCUCACAUUCCCACAUCUCUUUUCGCCAACCUGACAAUACAGAAGAUUAUAUUGCAACAUGUGGAUGUGAAGACCAUUGAUCCAGACGCUUUUGAAACCGUUCAAUAUCUUUUAGAAUUUAAAUUAAACUAUGUUAAAAUAGAAUCCAUACCCAGAGCAAUUUCUAACGUAGGAAUGAGACUUCGACGGCUGUGGAUGGAACAUGGAGAAAUCAAGGAGAUCAAAUCUGAGUUUCAAAACUUUAUAAUCUUAGAGAAAUUAUAUUUAAAAGCAAACAAAAUCGCAUCUAUUCAUAAAAAUGCGUUUGAUUCCCUUACGAAACUGCAUAUUCUCGAUCUUUCCGAAAACCUGAUCAAGUUUCUGGACCCAGAAAUGCAUCAACUAAAAGAGUUGUUUCUGGGAAACAGUUCUUUGAUGUAUGGUGACGGAUUGUUGGAUAACAUGGUCAACAUUGAGGUAAGUUGA
Molecule: messenger RNA, 1223 nt
Organism: Limulus polyphemus (Atlantic horseshoe crab)
Lineage: Eukaryota; Metazoa; Arthropoda; Merostomata; Xiphosura; Limulidae
Product: platelet glycoprotein V-like
Exons: 1
Coding region: 528-1223 (231 amino acids)
Cellular component (GO): plasma membrane
Molecular function (GO): protein binding
Source: RefSeq, a predicted model, not a curated record